This is a messenger RNA of Archocentrus centrarchus (flier cichlid), 1948 nucleotides long. RefSeq names its product epithelial membrane protein 3a (MAM blood group) (gene emp3a). Gene Ontology annotation, cellular component: plasma membrane. Lineage: Eukaryota; Metazoa; Chordata; Actinopteri; Cichliformes; Cichlidae. The transcript is spliced from 6 exons. Bases 376 to 873 code for a protein of 165 amino acids. The record is from RefSeq and is a predicted model, not a curated record.
UCGUUCACAGUGUGCACAUGCGAUCAUGCUAGUCCUGUUCACGCUUGAUUUCGCUGGUGUGCAGAAAGCAAAAUGGCUAGCGUGAACGCGAGGGCGAAGAAGAGGAAAAGGGGAGCUUAAAGGACAAUUUCAGGCUUCCUAUUUAACAUAAAACCCCAGGAGCUGUGAGAGGCCUUAGAGAAAAAGGUCAGGCUGACACAGCCCGCAAGGAUUGUGAGUUCAGAGGAGAGCUAAAACUUCUGCACGAAAAGAAAAAAGCAGAGAUUGAGGAUAGCAGCCCCUGAGGAAACAAUCAGAGGAUCUCUGAAGGUUCCAGACUCUAACGCUUUGAAACGGGGUUAGUUGCUCGGCUCUUCCUCACAUCUCAGAAUAGCCAUGGUCUUUCUGCUCAUCUCCCUAAUCGUGCUGCACCUGGUCUCCUUGGCCAUGCUCCUCAUUGCCACCCUGGAGAAGUCCUGGUGGGUUUGGACCGAAUCAGAAAUCACCGACCUCUGGUACAACUGCCUUUAUGAUAAUGCCACAGAAACGUGGGUGUGUGCUACUACUGAUGAAAGCGACUGGCUGCAGUCUGUCCAGGCCCUCAUGGUCCUCUCUGUGGUCUUCUCCUCACUCUCCUUCCUGGUUUUUCUGGGUCAGCUGUUCACCGUUUCCAGGGGAGGCCUCUUCUACUUCACAGGCCUUUGUCAGGCCUUUGCAGGUUUCACAGACUUUGCCGCUUGCCUCAUCUUCACCUUCCACAGAAAGGAGAUUUUAAAUGACCCCAGAGACUUGAGCAAAGGACAAUUUGGCUACUGUUUCAUCCUGGCGUGGGUGUGUGUCCCCCUGCUUGUCAUAAGUGGAGUGCUAUACGUCCACCUGCGCAAGAAGCAGUGAGGCGGGAGGAAGCAGUAAUGAAGGCAUCUUAUUUGGAGUGUGAUGCCCCUUAUAUCUCUCUCGCCAUCUGCUUUCCAACAGUAAGCACACAUGAGGAAAUAAGAUGACUGAGAAUGAUGCGCUUCUUUAAAUGACGCUGCUCUGUUUUCUUACCCCUGCUUAACUAUGUGGUAUGUUGGACUUCGAGGAAACAAAUUGGUUUUUGACGUAGAAACACAAGGAAAUAAAUGCAUGAAUUGUUGGGUUUAUUCUUUUAUUUUUAAUAUUUUGUAUGCAGCCACUUAUUAAAAAGAAAACACACUCAGUGUUGUCACUUGUGAAGCUGUGCUAAAGAGCAUUCCUGCAUUUAAAGGGUUAAAGUUGUGCAAGCCGUCUUUUGUUUCUAAGUAAGUGCUUUGCAUGUAAUUCAGAAAAGGUGACAUAAUGUUUGAACGCUCACCAAUGUGUGGCAUUCACUGUUUAUCUUGCUGAAGAAAUCUCAGCCAACUUUCUACAGAACAGAAGAGGAACAUCUCAAAAAUUCAAUGAUAAUCCUUCUCGGUGCUAUCAUGUUUCACAAACACAAACAACUUUGUAAAAGUACUUCCAAAGAAAUAAAAAUGAAACUGCUUGGAUUGCACCAGACGCCGUUUGAUGCGGCUUCAGAUACAGUUUUACACACUGCCGAUAAACUUACCCAUCAGGCUGAACCGGUCCAGAAAGAAAACUGUGAGGCGUAGAGCAGCCUCUCAAAUAAAGAAUGCAUGGCACUAUAAUCCAUCACACGCCUCACACACGUAGAUGCAUAUUGUUUAGGAUCUGUAACGAGCAACACGAGUCUAUGUAUAAUCCAGCGUAUGACAGGGAGAUAAAGAAAAGUCUUGAGUGAGCAUCUGUGCACCAAAGCAAUCUGUCAGCUGCACAGAAUGUCUGGAAUCUGAGAAUUAUGUCAGCAACAAGGAGUGGAAGGGUUAAUUUAAAUUAGAUGACAUGUAGGGGAGGUGACGCAUGAAGAACCACAGCUUAGGCACGAUACUUGAAUCUAAGAGCCUGAACUAUCCAGGAGGUGAGUGUCACAGCGCGUUAAUUUAUUUUU